AUGGGGAGGCGGCACAUUCCCGCCACACGCGCCCCCGACGCGGGUAGAGUCGGCCCCGGGAUUGUUCUCCAUGAGGAGUGGAGUGACAUUUCCUUCCGCGAGGAGUUUCCGGAGUUGUCCAAGAUUGCGUCAGUAACGGCGGCGUUCCAGCAUCACGUGAAGCUCGGGGAGUCCCCGAGUCCCGAGUCCGACCGCCAGGACGACGAUGAGGAGUUGUACCUCCAGCACCGCCAGAGACUCCUCAACUACCGCGGCUUACAGGAGGUGAAGAUGCCGCCGUCCCCGGACUACUCAGGCUACCACCCUGCGGACCUCAGCAAGCGGCUGCCGGCAAGUCCGCCUAGGGUGCCGUCCUCACUGUUCACCAUAGACAGUAUCCUGGCUCCUCGACCAUCAACCACCGCCCAGAGCGUCUCCCCUAUCGCCCACAGACUUCCAGGACCUGCGCUCCUUAGGCAUCCCUUACACUUCGGACACCUCGCGGCCGUUGCCUCUGGGUUUGCCCCGACCUCCUCCGACUUCUUAGCUGUAGCGUACCCCAGCCUGUACCCCGGGUACAUGACGCAGGCUGCCGUGGCCAUGGCGGUGUCCCACCACAGCGCCCCGCCUCCCAAGCGCAAGCGACGGCACCGCACCAUCUUCACGGAGGAACAGCUGGAGCAGCUGGAGGCGACCUUCGACAAAACACACUACCCCGACGUCGUGCUCAGGGAGCAGUUGGCCCUCAAAGUCGACCUCAAGGAGGAGAGAGUGGAGGUCUGGUUUAAAAACCGAAGAGCGAAGUGGCGCAAGCAAAAGCGGGAAGAGCAAGAAAGGCUACGGAAACUACAGGAGGAGCAACAAUCCCCGGGUCACAGCGACCUCGGCCACGACCUCGGUCUGCACCACAGCGACACAGACGAAUACCUUGAGGUCGCGUGA
Messenger RNA from Homalodisca vitripennis (glassy-winged sharpshooter), 921 nucleotides. It is a transcript of the gene Gsc, whose product is annotated as homeobox protein goosecoid. The coding region runs from base 1 to 921 and encodes 306 amino acids. Gene Ontology annotation, molecular function: RNA polymerase II cis-regulatory region sequence-specific DNA binding; DNA-binding transcription factor activity, RNA polymerase II-specific. The record is from RefSeq and is a predicted model, not a curated record. Gene Ontology annotation, cellular component: nucleus. Lineage: Eukaryota; Metazoa; Arthropoda; Insecta; Hemiptera; Cicadellidae. The transcript is spliced from 4 exons. Gene Ontology annotation, biological process: regulation of transcription by RNA polymerase II.